Messenger RNA from Cydia pomonella (codling moth), 14580 nucleotides. RefSeq lists its product as uncharacterized. Gene Ontology annotation, molecular function: hexosyltransferase activity. The record is from RefSeq and is a predicted model, not a curated record. The coding region runs from base 184 to 1902 and encodes 572 amino acids. Gene Ontology annotation, cellular component: membrane. Lineage: Eukaryota; Metazoa; Arthropoda; Insecta; Lepidoptera; Tortricidae. The transcript is spliced from 9 exons.
GCUGCCGAUGCGACUCAAGUCAAGUCAAGCGACCUGUCAAAAAAACGUCAGGUUUAUUGAACGACGGUCUACUUAGCAGCCCGUUUAAAUUAAUUAUAAGCUUAAAACUAACGCUAAAGUGAUGAAGUAACACCGCAUCGAACAAAACCAGAACAAACUCAACAUCUUCACUUUUAAAAACUCAUGGCACAUGCGCAUGACGAGGACUACGAAGACAGGUACUACUCGUCGGGCCGUGACAGCGAUGACAGCCCCAUCUUGUAUAACAGGUAUGCAACCCGCAGCGCGCGCUCUGAGUCGCCGGAGCCGCGCACGCGCCGGUCGACGGUCACCGCCCUGGCCAAGUUCUUCCUGUUCUGCACGGCCAUGAUCAUGUUCUGUGUUCUGCUGUACAUACCCGUCUAUAAUAAGGCCAAUGAUCAAAUGUUUAAAGGUGCUGCUGUCGCUGGCUGGUCCAUUAAUACAAACCGCGACACUAAAAUAUACGUUCAACCGAACAACGUGACCACCAUACACGAACCCAAACACAUCUGCUCCCCACACACUAGAGACAAAAAGAACAACUUAUUCCUUCUCAUAAUAGUAUGCUCCUCCACCACACACUUCGACAGAAGAGUAGCCAUAAGAGAAACCUGGGGGCAUUAUAAAACAUAUUUACAAUUAUCUAAAAUUUAUAACGAAACUAGGGAAAAGUAUAAAGAUUAUAAUUAUACUUACGAUUUAUAUCCAUUAGAUAGUCAUAUUAAUAGUAGUGAGAAAACUAAAAGAGAUAUCAGCAGCUUCAAACAUUUGCUGCCAGAGUUAGCUAAGGCUCUUCAAAAUGAUCUUAAUGGUAAUCAAAUUGAAGAGAAAACAGAAGUACCUGAGGAAAAGAGAUUCGAAGAUGAUGUUAUGCUACCUGAAUUUGAUAUGAAUAAAGAAUUAGGUGAAGAUAACGAUUAUAAUUACGAUUACGAGAGCAACGUUAUGAAAAUACCUCCAAAAGGUUACGAAGAUAAUACCAAUUUAGAUAAGGUUCUUAGUAUGUUAAGGAAAGAUAAGCAUUUUCUUAAAGAAGAUGAUAUUCAAGUUAAAGAAGAAACAUUUAAAUUAGAAGGAGAACCAGAUUUCAAACUCUUGUUCCUUCUUGGUUUGCCGAGUAAUGAGAAUGAUACAGAAGUACAGAGUAAGAUAGAAGAAGAAGUGCAGAAGUACGGAGAUGUUUUGCAGGAGGGUUUCAUUGAUUCUUAUAACAAUCUUACUUUGAAAUCUAUUAUGAUGUUGAAGUGGGUUACGAAUAAGUGCAAUGAGAGCGUCCGCUACAUCCUAAAAACAGACGACGAUAUGUACAUCAACGUGCCUGCGCUGGUCACGAACCUGCGAAACCGUUCGCGCGACCACGAUCUCAAGCACCCGAACAGCAAGGAGUACCUGCUUAUUGGGGAUCUUAUAUGUGGCGCUAGGCCGGUCGCUGAUAAGCAUAAUAAGUGGUACAGCCCCCGCUACAUGUACUCCGGACGCGUGUACCCUCGCUACCUGUCGGGUACCGGUUACGCGUUGUCCGCACCCACAGCCUCAGCGCUAUACCGAGCCGCCUUGCACCAGACCUACUUCCAUUUAGAAGAUAUCUACAUUACUGGCAUGUGCGCGCUGCGCGCGUCGCCAGUGAUCCCGCCGCGCGACGACGCCAUGUUCUCGUACCAGCUGCUGGCCGGGGCGGGCGCCGCCUGCGCCGCGCACGCGCGCGUCACGGCGCACCACGUGGCGCCCGCCAACUUGUAUAGUAUAGGGCGGCGGCUGCGAAACCCCAGCAAGGUUGAUCAAUGUGAACGCUUGCGACUAACGCAGGUAAGGAGGGACCGAAUGCGGCCGAAAACGCGCCCUAAGGGCAAGAGACUAAUAAAAAUACCCCCUAGGUUAUAAGGACUAACCAUGUUGGGGACGUCACUACGGUGGCGGGGCGUCAAUAAGUCGACUAGUGAGGGUUUCGAAUGUCGAAACGUUGUCUGCAUCUCUAUCGCUCUUGCAUAUGAAGAUAGAGGCAAACAACGAAUUAUUACAAGCUUUUAUUUAACUUGCCCUGUUAGUAUGUAUGGGACAAAUCUUGCAAGUUAAAUUUGAUCCGGUUUCCGAUUGAGCUGAAAAUUUGCAUACACAUGUAAGUCGGGUGGCAAUGCAAUAUUAUGGUACCAUCGAGCUGAUCUGAUGAUGGAGACAAGACGUGGCCAUAGGAACUCUGUGAUAAAACAACGCAACCUUGUGUUUGGGAUUUUUAGAAUUGGCUCGAUGAGUAUUAGUUGCCUGUGGAAAGAAAAGUACAGUCAGCGAUUAAAGCUUGUACCAAAAAUGAAUUUUUUGCCAAAAACUUAUAAUUUUUGUGUUUAAAAUAAAAAAGUAAGCAAUGAGUUCUCAUCAAGUAUAGUAUUGCUCAUUUUUAGAAAUUAUUUUCAUAUGUUUAGCUUCUGUGCAAAGUUUAUUAUGAUUUUUUUUAAAUGCAUUUUAAACCGCAGCCAAAUAACACUUGACCCUACUCAUAGUGUUGUGUUCCUGUCGGUGAGUAAGGUUGCCAGAGCUCAACGAGGGGGGUGGGGUUAGGGUCGGCAUCGCGCAUGUAACUCCUCUGGAGUUGCAGGUGUACAUAGGCUACGGAGACUGCUUAACAUCAGGCAGGCCGUAUGCUUGUUUGCCACCGACGUAGUAUAAAAAAAGACUAUUUUUCUAUCGAGGGAAAGUCAACACAGGCAAAAAGAUUCGAAUCGCUGAAGUCCCUGGGGAAAGGCCUCAAGAAUGCUUAUUAAUUUUAAGGAAGUCGAAUCGUGUACCAAAAAAACGCUACAUAUUUUAAUCCGUUUUUUGAAGUAGCACCUUAAUAUGACACCGCCUUAAUGAUAAGAUUGAAAAACGAAAAUGAAAUUAUAUUAUAUGCAUAUCGCUCUUGCAUAUUCGAGCGAUAGAGGGGCAGAUAAAGGAAAGGAAAAGGAUAACAGUUGCUACGAAUUGUCACGCGACUAUACUCUGUAUCUUUAGGUAUUUAAAUAAAAGUAAACAAAAUCUACCCUCAAAUGGCUCCUUAAGCCAGUACAUGAAAACAUUACAUGAUCAAAUAAUGUAGGUUAAAGUCAGGCCGUUCAGUGAUAGAUCCAGGCGGUUUUUAUUUGGUUGGUUAAACAAUAAAUGUUGUAACUACCCGAAAAUGUACAAAAUGUUUGUUUACUUUUAUUUAAAUGCCUAAAGAUGCAGAGUAUAGAGUCAGACAAGAUGGUGCACGUGUUAUUUUAAAAACAAAACUUCUAUGAAAUUAUGACGUUUACUGUUUACUUAACACUUACACCGUCUGGGCUAUCAGAAUCGCUGCCAACUUAGCUUGGUCUGACUAUGUCCAUACAUUACAUAAUUUUGAUCGGCGUUUUUAUCAGUGAUUGACAGAUAUGUUCUAUCAUCGAAAGUUAGACGCCCCGCCAUCAAAAAUACAUUUUAAAUUUUGUUUUAUAAAACUAUUUCAAAAAUGUGAUCAAAUCAGGAAGAAACAGUUUUAUAGAAACGACGUAAGGGACAAGAUCGUAAAAUUGGUGGAAAGAAUUGAAAAUGUUGCCUUAAAUAAGUUAGGACUAACGAUUUUUGUCCCUUAAACAUUAAAAGUAUUUUGUAGUGACUUCUAAUUUAAGGAAAAAGGGCCUUUUUGUAAAAAGAUAUGGUAAAGGUUUUCAAUUUAUUAUUAAGUAUAUUUAAUUGUGGUAUUAGUAUGUCAAGUUGCCAAAAUAUUGGUUCUGUAAUAAAUUAUUUUCAUUGGGCCAUUUUAUAUUUAUAUAUUUUUUAAACGGUACAAUUUGAAUUAAAAAGGUACAAUUAUUGUUAACCACUUUUGCAUGAUAUUUAAUUCGAUUUAUUUUACAUUUAUCAUGUUUAAAUUAAAGUGUGUCAUAAAAAGGUUAGGUUGUACAUUUUAAGGUAAGGGCAUUUAUUUGUGUGAUGAGCACAGAUAUUUGUUCCUGAGUCAUGGAUGUUUUCUAUGUAUUUAAGUAUUUGUAUAUUAUAUAUAUCGUUGUCUGAUUACCCACAACACAAGCCUUCUUGGCUUACCGCGGGACUUAAUCAAUUUGGGUAAGAAUGUCACUAAUAUUCAUUUAUUUAUUUUCAUAUAUCUAGAUUCAAAUCGCGUAAGUAAAUCAAAUUGAUAGACCCUUAUAACCUAUAGGGCUUUAUUCCAAACAUAAGACUUAAAACAUUGACCAAAUGAUAUCAAAAUAUAUAAUGUAUGUUUUCGUAGGCUAGCAUGCAUAUUUUAAAAAUAGGGCAAUUGACAGCUAAAUAUGGGAGGAUACUUUGGCAGCUGUUUGCAACUACCCCACGAAGCAGAUUUUAUCCAGUAACUGUAAUUUUGAAUAAGUUUUUUUUAUUGAAUACAAUGCAUGUUACACAUUUUCCCGAUAUAUCGUCUUCCUUUAUGUUUCUUGUAGAAGUAUCAGUAGCCAUUUUGUUUGUACAGAAUGCCUUUUUUAAUUAAUCUGAAGCGUUUGUUAAUAAAGAGUUAAAACUCUAAUUACUCAAUGCUUCUGGGGAUUUUUUUGAGGAAAUCUCGCAAUAUAAAAAUCUCAUGAACCCGAGUUUACGCAAUUCAUUUAGUAGAUAGGUUCUCUAGUGUAGACUUAGAUAGGCAACUAAAUGUCAUUGACAAAAAACUUUUUUAACGCCUUUAAAGGCAGUCUUGGUCGCAGUGCUUCUUGGUAAGAUGCUAAUAUUUAUUAAUAACAGUUGGUACAGUUAAAUAAUAAAAUUAAUUCUCGACUCGAUAUUCAUAGUACAUAUAUCAUAAUGUAAGUCGCAUUGGAUGUUUGUCUGUCUUUAGUGUUGAAUCAAACUGUUUUAAUGGAUAAUAAUGAUCUAUCAGUUUCAAAAAAAAGUAAAUCCUAAAAGGGUGUUUAAAAAAAAAAACGCAUGUUGUUUAGUUUAUUUAAAAAUGUAGUGUCAUAUCUACUUAAAAUAAGUAUAUUCAAAAAGUAUGCAAUAUAACGAACAAAUGUUUAAUCAAGAAAAGCGUGAAAAAAAAAGUAAAAAAGUACAUUAUUUCUGAUAUAACCCCGAUAAAGAUUUCUUUGUAGAAGUAGGUGUUUUUCCUUUUCAAUCAAUUUCAAAAGUCAAUAUAUACUCUGGUCUGGUACACCAGCUUUGUAAGUAGAAAGUGGCGGCAAAUAAAAAUACGAGGGUUGAUUUUUCAUACAAAUUUUGAAUUUAACGCCUUUAUCUACUGACAUAAUGGCUUGCCAGAGUUUAAUUAUGAAAUUCUCUCCGUAAGUAUAAGAUCAAACUCCGUCUCGUAAUAAUUAUAAAUCUUAAUAUAAAAACAUACACGUAUAAAUAUGGCCAAUAGAAAUAUAGGAAUGGAAAAGCUGUACAUAAAUAAAAAGAAUGAUGCAUGUUGUGUAUAUUCACUAGAGAUAGUAACAUAUUAUUUACUUUUGCAAAUAUGAACUAUAAGAUUAAAACGCUUUUCUAAUGAAACUUUAAUUUGUGUAAUUUUAAGUAGAAACACUAAAUAUAUAUUAUUAACUUAAUAGUGUUUCAGUUAAAUAACAAAGCGGGCCCUGAUAGUCAACUUUUUAUCAAUAAAUAAAGUAAUUACUUCAUUAUUUAUUAUAAAUAAAUAAAUCUAUUAUGAUAGCCAAUACAUUUUCCGUAAUUUUGAAAUUUAAAAAAUAUGCGAUAUUAUUAUUUUUAUUUCAAAAUUAUAUUCUUAUUUUCCGACCAAUUCUAUGCUAAAUAAAUCGGGGGCUUUUGGAACCCGCAGUAAAUGAUAAACUGAAAUAAUAAUUGUCAUAUGUGAAAGAAGAAGUACCAGAGACUUCCAGAACCAAAGCAGACUUUUUUAAUUCAUUUUUUAAGUAAUAGUGUUUCUACUUUAAAACACAAAACAAGAUAUUGAAUAAAAAUACAUGUAUGUAUUUAUUUCAAAUCAAAAAAAUAAGAAAACGAUAGUUCGCGAUCGGUUAAAUAAAAUAAUUUAGUUGACGGGAAUGUUUUAUGUGGGUUAGAUUUUAUGUAAAUUAAUUAAAUAUUUCCUUAGAAGCACCCACUUCUGCAUAAUAAACAGUUUUUGUCAUAUCUAUUUGCAAGAGUGAAAUAAUAUUUAUCUAGUUAUUUUGCUCUAAUAUGAUCUGUUGUAUAAUACUGUUGUUUGAUUAGUUAUUUGCAAGCAUGCUCAUUUUCUCAUUGUAUAUUUACUUUCAUUUUAUAUAUUUGUCAUUUCUUAAUUAUUUUCUCCCUUUCAGAUGAAAGAGCCCCAACAUAAACUAUAUGUGUUGUACAAGUACAUCAAAAUGCUGGUUUCUCCCGAAUGCUAAUGGCGUAGCUAAGUUACAACACAAACUUAAAACCACAGUUUUCAUCGAUGGAUUAUGGAUAAAUACGUAUCGGCUAUUACUUAAAUACGUACCUUAAAUAGUAAUAAAUGUGACAAAAAUAAUUUUACAUAUCAUGACUGUGUCUCUCAAGUAAAACCGUAAUGUAAAAAGUAUUAUAUUUGUACUGACUGACGAACAAAUAUUAUAAUAGAAUUAUUUGAAUCCUUUUGUUCUUUGAGAGUUGUAGAAAAAUGUCCCUAUUUGCUAAAAUGUAUAAGUUAUUCGAAUGUAAAGUAAGCUAGCUACGCCAUUUCUACAGGUUGACUUGAAAAUUAUAAAAAAAAGUUAUUCUAAUUCAUUACUACUGGUGCUCAAUUAUUAGAAAAAAACAUGAAAUUCAAAAAGAAUUAUCUGUAAUUUUAUUCAGCGUGUAUUUUUAUUGCCGUUUUGAGUCAACCUGUAUAAAUACCACUUUUAACCUCUACACCCUUGCGGCAAUCGGGGCUUAUGCACAACUAUAGAAAAUUUAAAUUAAAUAUUCCUUAGAAACAAUGAAAUUUUAAGAAUUAAACAAAAUUCUAAUAUACUGAAAUAGUACAUUACGAUACAAGUGCGAAAAAUAGAAAAUUCGAAACGAGUGGCGAUAAAUUAAAACACGACCGAAGGGAGUGUUUUAAAUCGACACGAGUUGCGAAUUACCUAUUCGCACAUGUAUCGUACAACGUUUUACAGUACAUAUGGCCCUUUAAAUGUUCGACACAGUAACAUAAUAUGCUACUUCUCGCACUAGUGCUAUAAAGUAGCCCCAUAUGUACUGUAAAAUCUUUUAUCUACAAAGGUUGUAGGUGCCAAUUGUCGUAAGAGCCGUGAUAAUCUCGAGUGACUCGAAUUUUUGCUCAUAUUUAAUUUUUUUGUACUAAACAUAGCAUAAAAUUUCAUGUAAGUUUAAAUUUAUGGAUCUACCAUUGCACGGUCGAGGAAAUUGGUUCUUUAGCAAUUUGCGGUUUAAGUAAAUUUGGUUGUACAUACUUAGGCUAAGAUCUGUCCAAUGUAAGGUGAACCGUAAACUGCUAAAGAAUCACAUUUACUCGACCGUACAUAGGCGGUUGGUGUCUUAGCAGUUUUGCGAUGUUUUCUACCUUCUAGUGAAGUGUAGUAAUGUCAUCAUUAAUGACAAUUACUAUGGAAAUGUGACGAUAACGACACUCCCUCACGUUGUUCUGUUGUAGUCGGUGCAAAAUAAGAGGGGUUCUACCCAGCCAAUCCGUCUACCGGUCAGCCAAAAUAACUUCUUACCAACCUGAGUUAACCCAAUUCCAGGCAUAGUGCGAUUUAUUUAUUAUACGCGCCAAUAGAAUUUCAACUUUAGCAUUCCGAUUUAAGGUUCAAAUUAGAUUGCUUUUUCGGAAUAGGUGACGUCUUCAAAUGAAUUCAAAGCUGUAUUCAUAUUUCGAUUUUUUUGGGAAAACUUCAAGAUUGGUGCGGCUUGAAAAAGGGUUAAGAGUAGACCUGUAAGAGUAGAAAUUAGCUAUCAAUUUCCUUUAUUUUAUUUACGCGUUAGAUUACUAUUUUUAGUACACAAAAUCUAUUAAUUAUUUAAUUUAUAUUGAGAUUAUUUUUUCUAAUUUUUGUUGGAUACAUAUUUUUAUACUUAAUAUUCCACUAUCAAUAUUCUGUGUUUGGAGUAUUUUUACGAUUUUUACUUUAUACGUAGAUUUGCUAAGUAGUCGUAGAUAUUAGUGAAAAUGAUGAAAUUGUGAAUACAUUAGAAUAUAAGUAGAAUUGAAUUUGUUGGGACCCGCGCUCACACGCGCAGUUAUGUAAAUACAGGAUUUCAAUCACAAUUUCCAUAAUAUGACUUAAUGACGUAAAAGACAAUUACUAAACAAUACUUUUGCGUUUUACAUUUCGAAUCUUAUGUCUUUUUUUUAGCUCUAAAUCCAAGCGAAUCUUAAACUAAAAUAAUAAGAUCAAAAGUGUGAAAUUGACGAUUACUUUAAAAUUGAAUAGAUUCCGACAUUUUCAUAUCAUAUAUUUUUGUUAGUUAUUAAAAAUUUAACCAUCCUUAAACCGUUUGAUUUAAUAUAAUCGAAGAGAAGUUUCUGUUUGUAACCACGUAAAUUUACUGCCAUCUUUCGACACGUUAUUAAAACUUUUAGAACCCCAUUUGACUUUGAUCCUUAUUCUUUCACUGGUAUUUGUUAAAUUUGUUAAAUAUCAAAAAGUGGCGCCAUCUAAUAGAUCAAAGGCCAAAGGUAUAACCUUUAGUUUGUGCCCGGUAAGAUGGCGCCACUAUUUUGAUAUUUAACAAAUUUAACACAUAUCAGUGAAAGAAUAAGCAUCAAAGUCAAAUGGCGUUCUAAAAGUUUUAAUCAUGUGUUGAAAGAUGGCAGUAAAUUUACUUGGCUACAAAGUUUUCUUUCACAAUACAGCUCUAUUUCACAUUCUCUUUGAUAUAAUGUAACUUAAUAUAAUUGUAUUCGUACGUCAAGUCAUCCUUAAAAUUCGUUAUUAAUAUUUAUACCUAUUCUGCAAUGAAAGUGCAAAGAUUUAAACAUUUAGUAAACAAUCCUUGAGCAUUGUGUGGCGCGGGUAUUAGAUUUUUAUCAAAGUGAUGUUAGUGCCUUUUGUACCGUGUAUUUUGUUUAUAAAUCAUUGUUUAAUAUUAUAUAUAAAUAUUAAUCAUAAUCACCGUGCUAUGUGAUUUAACAAGUCUUUUUUUUUCGCUUCUUUCAUAUAUGAGCAUGCUGUGUUUUGUGGCUUUAUUUUAUUAACAUAAAUUGUCGUAAAAACACAGCCAAUGUGUCUAUAACUUACUGUAGUCUUCAAUUUAUCUACAUUAUAUUUUAUCUGUACUUCGAAUUCACGAACAAAUAUUUCUUGGUAUGUCUGAAAUAAUGACGUAAGGGACAAUUAGAUACUUAACUUUCAUAUACACCAAAAUUUAAUUGUCCUUUACAUCGAUUUUUUUGCUUGAAUGUUUUUUGUAUGUCGCGUCGAUAUUUUCUACUGGCCAAAUUAUAAGUGUUAUAGAUAUAGUUACUGUUACUCCGAGCUUUAUAUCUAACAGAAUCUCUAAUAAAAAAAGUCCCGUUUUUUCAAUCUAAAAUAUGCCUGUAACAAAAUAGAACUACUUGAAAAUUCCUGUCUCUUUCACUACUUAUGAUGAGUGAAAGAGAUGUGAGAAUAUAAUUGUGUCAACAUUAAAUAUAUCUUGUCCUCUUUCACUAAAAUAUUAGUUUAACUUUAGUAAAACAUAGUAAUAUAUAACUAUAAUAACCAGCCAACUUUAGUCUCUCCAUUCUCUACUCUUUAAUUAAGUCCUCCAUUUUACCUCAUACGGUUACAGUCAAAAAUGUUUAUACAAAGUCGUCAAAAAUAUGUGACCAUAAAUUUUUAAUUUUGACCUUUGCUGUAUUUUUUAAUAUUUUUAUUUGUAUACUUUUGAUCCAAAUAAUUUUAGCUUACUUUCUUUGUAUACAAUGUUUAUGAAAUAAUCUAUUUGAAUUUAGCAUAUUUUUUCAUUUUGUCAAAUCAUUGUUAAUGUAGAAACGUGUGUAUCAAAAGAAAGCCGAUAAAAACAUAGUUUAUUUACUGUAAUAAUUUGUAAUUGAGAUUCAGGAAUUGGUUUAAUCAAUAUCUGGAAAACCGAGCUUCGCUCGGAAAACAUAUAAUAACUCAAAACUGGGCGUUUUCCCAUAAGACCUGGCUAGAUCGAUUUUUCGCCCCCAAAAACCCCCAUAUAGCAAAUUUCAUCGCAAUCGUUAGAGCCAUUUCUGAGAUCCCCAAAAUAUAUAAAUAAAUAUAUACAAGCAUUGCUCGUUUAAAGGUAUAAAUAAUAUAAGAAUAUCCAGUUUUCUUAGCAUUACGGACUAAAAUUAUAUAUUAUAUAUACACGGUUUUUUUUAAAGUCCGUUAAUUACAAGAGUGCAUUCCUAAGCUUAAGUAAAUAUCUCAAAGAAACCGUUAUUCUAAUGAACUUAAUUUCGGAGAUAAUCAAAGAUUUAUUUUUAUCUUUAAGGUCCCUACGAGUGAGUACACUUGCCUUAAGGCCUGUUUAGAUAUUGAUUAGUGUUCAGUAUGAGUUAUACAUUUGCUACUAAACGCAAGUACUAUCUCGGACGAUCGGUAUUCGAAAGGUCAUUGAUAUGUCAUAGUUUUCAAUUGUUUGGUGGAUUGCAUUAUAAUGUACGUGUUACAUCAACGCUAUUAAUAACUUUUUACGAAAAAAAAAAUAAACCAUUCAGUUUCUGUAAAUGUACUUUGCAAUACCCUUAAGUUAACGGAAUUAAAAAAAAAAAACACCGUGUAUCUAUGUUUUUGUAUAAGUAUUUUUUAUAAUUUCCUAUCGCGUUCUAAAUUCUAAUUCGUGCUCAAAUAAUAUAGAUGGUUUUUAAUGUUGUAGAACAAAAAGACAUUGUAUUAUAAAAUAUUAACUUCAAAAACCCAUUAAGUACCUACUUACAGAAGACAAAGAUGGAGAAAAUUAUAUCCUAUAAAAAUUUGUUCCUUGUUUUUAGUGAAAUAUUUUGGGAAUCAUCGUCAAGGUUUUUUUUUGCAUAUUUGUCAAAUAAAUUGGUUAAGGUCUUAUUUUGUUAAUCACGUUGAGUAAGCUAACAAAAUAAAAUUUGCAUAUUUGUUAAAAUUUGGGCCUUAUUUUUGUGUUAUAGGUUUUCAUAUGGACAAACCUUGAUGCGGCAUGUUGUGUUAGACCUUCAGCAGAUAUACUUAUAAUAUUAUAAAACAAAUAAAUAUAAUUGCAAAAUAUUAUAAUUACUUUUUGUUGAGAAAAUAAAUCAUUUAAAUUAUUAUUUAAAACCCUCUCAACAAAUGUUUUCUGAAGCUAUUUUAAGUAAUAUAAAAAUAUGUUUAUUAUAUUUUAGGUGGAUAUGUUAUUGGAAUAAUCUCAAUGAAAUGUCUUCGAUCUAAUAAAACAUCCUAUGGUCUCGUAAAUAGUAGAAAAGCAAAUCUUUAAAUAUUACCGACAGCUUACGUUUGUAACAACAUAACAAAAAUUGUUUAGUUUUAUAGCAAGUAAGAAGGAAUGAUUGAAAUUGUUGUUAAGAUACUCUGGUCUCUUUAUAGUAUUUUAUGCAACAGUGGUAUAAGAAGGGUCAAAAAAGGCGAGUGGCGUGAGUUACAAUGUGAGCCGGAGCCGAAGGCGUAGGCGAACAUUGUAAAGGAAUACGCCACGAGAAUUUUUUGACCUACUUAUACAACGUUGCAUACAAUAUUUUUCCUACGAGUCAACAAAAAUAAAUCUUAAUUUAGGUAAACAAAUUACAGCAAAAGUAUAUAGCCAAGACGCGCGAGCAUACCUUGUUACGCGCCCGGCCCGCCCCGGGCCGCGGCCGGCCGGUCAGCGACACCUCCUCGUAACUCAUGAGGCCCUGGUACUUGCUACUUGCUAAAUUAAUUUUUUGGACAGUUUUUUCUCAAUUUUGGCCACCGUAGCCUACGGAGACUAACAAGCAACGCUAAGCGGUCUUCGUAGUCUAUGGGUGUUGCUAUAUUACGGGUGUCACAUGCGUGUUUCUGACUUACGAAGUAAUUAUUUUUACUAUGCAACCAAAUGAAUAUUUUGUACGUUGGCAGCAAUACACUUAGUUUAAAACUGUAUUCGUUUUGGUUUUGUUAGGUUGGUAGCCAUUAAUCGCAGUAACAUUAUAGCUUAUAAAAGCACAAGAGCUUUUAUGAGGAAUAGACAAUAUAGACUUUUCUUGAAAUCUUUUAUGUAUGUUCUUAUAUUCGUGUUAAUGAAUGCAUAAAUGACAGAUAACAGUAGAGGAGUAGGAAAAGUACAUAAUGUUGUUAACAUAACAUAAUGUUGUACAUAAUGUUCGUACCUACAACUGAAAAGUUAUUAACACCUAGACUCAUCUUUUUUGUUUUAUAAAUAUAGGAAACUAUAUACAUACUUAUCACCAUAUUGUUUUCUAUUUAGUAAUCAUAACUGUUAAAUCUAAAAAAAACCUUUUUACUCUACAUAUGAAUUUCUAUUUUAUUCAUGUAUUGCCUUUCAUUUUAUUUUCUGUAGUUAUUUCACUUUUCGGAUUUAAACUGUCGUGAGACAUACUAACAUUAAAAUAAUUCUACGGAUUACACUCAAGUAUUUUUAGUCACUCGCGCGACAUGUCGCAUUGUUAGUGUUUGAGAAAGGAGACCUCCGAAACAUGUCGCGCGAAUGACUAAAAAUACGUGAGUGUAAUCCGUAGAAUUAUUUUAAUAUUUCACUUUUUUUAUUAAUUAGGUAUUUUUAUUUUUGACUCCCUUUAAAUUGAAUUCUUAUGAUUUUAUAUCGUUGCGAUCCACAAUACAAUUUUUUUUGAUAUAUUUUAUAUUCGUUUUUUUGCAAUAGGAAAAAAGGAAAGCAAUCUUGACGUGUAUUUUUAUUGAAAUUUAUUAAUAACCGCUUUUUAAAAAUCAUUACUUAUGAAAGUAAAAUAAUGUAAAUGAUUUAUAAUUGUUACAUAUUUGCUGUGACUUAUUUUUCAAAUAUCUUUAUAAAUAAAAGUACACGUAAAGAUCACUUACCUUCUUUCUAAUGCAAAAAAAACGAACUUAUGAUAGAUGUAAGCAAGUUUGUAAAUAAAUUGAGUUUGUAAAAAAUACAUUUUGACAGUUUUACAUAUGCCGUUGCUCCAACCGUCGCCAUGAUUAGUGUAUUAAAUUGUAAAACUGUACAAAUGUCGAAUAGAGUCUAUAGAUUAUUGAUGAAAGCCAUGUUACAUUUAGAGUUAUUGUAAAAAAGGCAAUGUCCCAGAGAUUUGAAUACAUUUUGAACCUUGAAAAGCUUGGCCUCGUGAUAUUUUCCUUUUAUAAAUUCAAGGUGUCCACGGUCGGGCAUUCUUAGCACCCCUAUUUCUGGUGACGAAUCAUCAGUAACUGGCCAGAAAUAGUACAAUAACGGGAGCUGUGGAGACAGCGGGGAAAGGCCUUCGCCUAGCAGUGGGACACUAACGGGCUAGCUAUAAAAAAAACAUUGAUACAUAAGGGGAUUUAACAAUACAGUUUUACAGUUCAUGUAUCUAGCUUGCAUGCAAGCGUGCAAAUUUAUAAUCAGUAAAAUUAUAAAAAAUAAAUUUAAAUUUAUAUAUUUAAUGUCAAAUCGAAAUUUCAGUUCUUUUUAAAUAAAUAACUAUUAUUAUUAAACUAUAUAUUAGUAUGCACUUAUUUCAACAGUUUUCGAUUACUUAAUUCUAUACCGAAAGCGUGACAAGCAAUGUCAAUUAUACUCCUUCUUCCUUCUCAGCAUAUAUGCGUCCACUGCUGAACAUAUGCCUCUUUCAUGGAUUUCCAUAUUGUUCUGUAUGCGGCGGUUCUAUGCCAGGACUCUGCCGUCUUUCUGAUAUCGUCCGACCAUCUGGCUCGUGGUUUUCCGUCACUUCGGCUUCCCAGUCGAGGUCUCCAGAACAGUACUCGCUGGCCCCAUCGGUCAUCAUCUCUGCGACAGAUAUGGCCGGCCCAUUCCUAAUUUCACUGUUGACAGCGUACAUUGAAUAUAAUAUCUAAUUUGUAUGAAAAAUAUGAAUACUAAAGCCUUCUUUGUUUAGGUUAUUUAUGUGUGUUACAGGCCCCAACUACACGGUACGUUAUAUAUUCCCACAAAAUCAUAAAAAGUGGUUACAGCUAAGCUUUUCAUUAAAGCGCUCGUUUUUAGAGUCAAACCAAGUUGGCAGCUAUUUUGAUCACCCAGACUGUGCACGGGGUAUUUUAAACGUCAAACUUCUAUAAUCUCAGGUGCUGCAGGCGCCCAUAGGCUACGGUGAAUGCCUACCGUCAGGCUGGCCGUAUGCUUGUUAGCCACCGACGUGGUAUAAAAAAGAAGGAAAAAAUAUGACGUUUAUGAGACUUGCACCGUCUGAUCUAUCAAAAGAUAUGACGUUUAUGAGACUCACCGUCUGGUCUAUCAAAAAAUAUGACGUUUAUGAGACUUGCACCGUCUGGUCUAUCAAAAGAUAUGACGUUUAUGAGACUUGCACCGUCUGGUCUAUCAAAAACUAUGACGUUUAUGAGACUUGCACCGUCUGGUCUAUCAAAAUCGCUGCCAACUUAUUUAUGUUUUACUCUGUCAUUUGAAAUGAAAUGGAUUUGUUUUAAGGUUCAAAAUGUGUUAUCUCAGCGCCUGAUACUUGUAAAAUAGUUAUUUUUCAUACUUGUAAAGUGUUGCAGAAUCAUUUUAUGAUUAGCUUUGCCUUUAAAGAGUCCCUGACGCAUAGUGUUCCGAAUGUGAUGACUUUUUUAAUAAAUCAAAUGAAAUAUU